UUGUGUCUGCAGGGCCGCACUGCGAGCGCGGGCCGAUCUUUGCCCCCCGCCGGUGCAGCAGCUGCAGUGAGCAGUUCAACAUCCGUCCUGCAGGCGGCGCUAGCAACCGCCAUUUUCCUCGGAGCGGAAGACGGAAGAACAGAAGGAAAACAUUCAACUCCGGUGGAAAAAAUCCUCCAAAAAGACCGAAUUCGUGCGAUGGAAAUGCCGGGACCGGACAGCGACUGGAGGAGCCCCCAGUUCCGACAGAAAGUCGUCGCACAGAUUGAAGAGGCGAUGAGGAAGGCAGGAACCGCACACACCAAGUCCAGCAACGACAUGGAGAACCACGUUUAUGUCAAAGCCAAAUCCAGAGAGGAGUAUUUAUCUUUGGUGGCGAGGUUGAUCAUACACUUCAGAGACAUCCACAAGAAGACACUUGGAGGUCCAGAUCCCAUGAAUACCCUGACUAACCUGACAGGGGUUGGAGGGGGCCCGGGCGCCAUUGGCAUGGGGCCUCGCCCCACCGGUGCUCCAGUGGGGGGCAUGGGGGCCAUGGGGCCGAUGCAGAUAGGCCAGCAUGCCAUGGCAGGGGUGGCUGGAAACCCACAAGCCAUAGGGGGUCCAGGCCAGAUGCCGAUGCAGCAGCAGUCCCUGCAGUUCCAGCAGUUCCAGCAGGUCCAGCAGCAGCAGCAGCAGCAGCAGCAGCAGCAGCAGAACGCCAUGCAGCAGCAGCAGAACGCCGCCAUCCAGCAGCAGUUUCAGGUGCAGCAGCAGCUGAGGGUGCAGCAGCAGCUGCAGCAGCAGCACCACCAGAACCAGCAGCUCCAGCAGCAGCACCAGAACCAGCAGCAGCAGCAAGCCCAGAACCAGCAGCAGCAGCAGAACCAGAUGCACCAGACGAGGAUUCAGCAGCAACAGCAGCAGCAGCAGAUGGUGCAGCUGCAACUCCAGCAGCAGCAUGCCCAGGCUCAGGCUCAGGCCCAGGCUCAGGCCCAGGCCCAGGCUCAGGCCCAGGCUCAGGCUCAGGCCCAGGCCCAGGCCCAGGCUCAGGCUCAGGCCCAGGCUCAGGCUCAAGCCCAGGCCCAGGCCCAGGCUCAGGCCCAAGCCCAGGCUCAGGCCCAGUCCAUUCAGCACCUGGUUCAGCAGCAGCAGCAGCAGCAGCAGCAGCAGCAGCAGCAGCAGCAGCAGGUUCAGGCCCAGGCCCAGGGUCAGCCUCAGCCAGGACAGAUGCCUCCACACUCUCAGCAGCAGCAGCAGCAGCAGCAGCCCGGCAUGGUGCCUCAGUCUCUGGCCGGACAGAUGACGUCCGCUCAGCACGUUCCCAUCAACUCGCUGAGUCAGCAGCAGCAGCAGCAGCAGCAGCAGCAGCAGCAGCACCAGCUCAAGAUCCAGGCCUUCCAGCAGGCCCGUGCAGCCCUGCAGCAGCAGCAGCAGCAGGUCCAGCAUGCGCAGCAGGCAGCACAGCAAGCCCAGCAGGCCGCAGCACAGGCGCAGCUCAACGCAGCCGCUGCCGCCGGACCCGGACAGUUGGUUCGUCCGGGGAUGCCGAUUCCUAACCGGUUGCCUCGAGCCGCCCUCAAUGCUUCCAUCCCUCCUCCGAACGCUGCCGCCGCCGCCGCUGCCGCCGCCGCUGCCGCCGCCGCCGCCGCGGUGGGACAGCCGAUGACACAGCAGGUACAGCAGCAUUCCAUGAUGUCAUCGCCCUCACCUGUGCAGGUCCAGACGCCGCAGUCGAUGCCGCCUCCUCCCCAGCCGUCACCCCAGCCCCCCUCCUCACAGCCCAACUCCGCCAGCUCUGGUCCCACUCCGUCUCCGGGGGGUUUCCAGCCCAGCCCGUCCCCUCAGCCCUCACAGAGCCCCGCCACUGCCCGAACCCCCCAGAACUAUGGAGUCCCCUCCCCUGGACCGCUCAACACCCCAGGUAACCCCAGCUCAGUGAUGAGUCCAGCCGGAGCCACGUCUCUGGAGGACCAGCAGUACAUGGAGAAACUCAAACAGCUCUCCAAAUACAUCGAGCCUCUGCGCAGGAUGAUCAACAAGAUUGACAAAAACGAAGACAGAAAGAAGGACCUGAGCAAGAUGAAGAGUCUGCUGAACAUCCUGACUGAUCCAAACACCAGAUGUCCCCUGAGGACUCUACAGAAAUGUGAAAUCGCUCUAGAGAAACUGAAGAACGACAUGGCCGUGCCGACACCCCCUCCCCCUCCUGUGGCCACCAAGCAGCAGUAUCUGUGUCAGCCGCUGCUGGACGCCGUCAUGGCCAACAUCCGCUCUCCGGUCUUCAACCACUCGCUGUACCGAACCUUUGCUCCCGCCAUGAACGCCAUCCACGGACCCCCCAUCACGGGUCCCAACAUCUCUGGUCGGAAGAGGAAGCUCGAGGACGACGAACGGCAGACCAUCCCCAACAUCCUGCAGGGAGAGGUGGCUCGCCUCGAUGUCAAGUUCCUGGUCAACCUGGAUCCUUCGUACUGCAGCAACAAUGGCACCGUGCACCUCGUCUGCAAACUGGAUGAUAAAAACCUCCCCAGCGUUCCUCCACUGCAGCUCAGCGUUCCCGCCGAUUAUCCCGAGCAGAGUCCUUACUGGGCCGAUGAUGGAGAGCAGUACGGUGCCAACAGCUUCCUGCAGACGGUCCACAGGAACAUGACGUCCAAACUGCUGCAGCUGCCGGACAAACACUCAGUGACGGAGCUGCUCAACACCUGGGCUCAGAGCGUCCGCCAGGCCUGUCUGUCUGCAGCCUGAGGCCCCGCCCACCGCUCACCUGACACCACCUGCUGCAGCCACAGUAAUACCAUCGCCGACACACACGCACCCACACACACACUCACACUGUGUACAUGGACACUACAGUCUGAUCUGAUCUCAGACCGGUUUCAUCUGUCUGGUAAAGUGACGCCUUGUCGCCUUCAGACUUUGACGUGUUACAUAAAUGUUCUGUGGCGGCUCUUUUCAAACAUUAAAGGACUGUUCUGGAUAAAACUGCACCUGUUGCACCAGGACCAGACUACAUGAAAUCCUCCUGACAACAUGACGACCCGACAGCCGUGGGGCGUUUAGGGUCCCAGCAGCAACCGACGCCGCAUCUGAGACACUUUAUGACCUCCAGACAAAAGAUGUGACACGUCAUUUCUAAACUGUAUGUGGAGACGUUAAACUGAGAGGUCAAACCACCCAUCAGCCCCCCCGGCCCCACCCAGAGUCUCCUCAAGAACCUUAAGAACUCUCACGACACACACAGCACUCCCGACACCUGCAGCACCUCAAGAACCCCUUUAAUCACCCACCACUAGAACCUCCUCGAGGACUGAACGAACCCAUAGUUAUAACAAGAAAAACCUAAAAGAUCCCCAGAACCUCCCGAGGGACCUAAAGAACCCUCUCAGUUACCCAAGAACCACUUUACGGAUCCCCCAUAAACUGACCAAGAACCCAAAUGACCCCUCCAGUCACCCCUAGAACUUCCUCGAAAAACCUAAAGAAGCCUUUCACGACACACAGACAAAUCCCAAGACCUCAUGAACCCCUUUAGUCACCCACCAUUAAAACCUCUGGAUCCAGCUAAAGGACCUAAAGAACCCCUUGUUCAUCCAAGAACUGCUUCAAGACCUACUACAACCACUUCAAGGCCACAAAUAACAUCCCUGUUUACCCCUACAACCACCUCAAGGAACAAUAUGACCUCAAAACCCCCCAACACACCCAAUGAACCCCCAUAUCAAUCCCUAGAACCUCCUCAAAGACUAACACCCCCAGUCACCCCUAGAAUCACUUAAAGGACUAAAGGAACCCUGUAUCAACUCCAAGAAUCGUUUCAGGACCCUUAAGACCUCCCUGUCGGCCUCCAGAACCCACCAAAACAUCUUUGUGAACACUUAGUUCACAGUUUCGCAGUGAAGUCCAACCUCUGCCUGGGGAGUUUUCUUGUAAACAAACAAAACUUCUCUUUAUCACUGAACUCUAACAUAUUGAAUGUGUUUCCUUCCUCAGAAAACAUUUUAAAAUUUUACAUCCUUUGCUGUUCACAUCCAUGUUUAUUCUCUAGCCGUCGUCUUCUACUCUGCUGCACCGUGUGCUUCUUGCCGUGUUUUUGAUCCACCGUAGACCAGUGGAAAAACGUGGAACCACUGGCUGGAACAACGGCAUAAACAAAACGGGGGCCUCUCAUAGAAAACGGCUCCACAGAGCUGCUAGAGGAACCUUUAAAUCACAUUCACUGUCAAUAGAUGUGGUUUUCAUUCACUCAUUUAUGAACUGUUUAAUUUUAACUGUCAUAAAUAAUGUGCACGUCGAACCACGGCUCAUCUUAUUUCCCAAGAUUCCUGGGCUGGUGUCAUGUGGUCUGAUUCCGACAUUAUUCCUGAUGCAUUCUGGCUAUAUCAAGCCUCGUUUUCAAAUGUGGCGGGACGAGGUCCUCACCUGUCAAUCAUCAACCAGGUUCUCCCGUUUCAGUCAGCAGCUGUUAUUAAUCAUAUACUGUACCCCCACUAGCCCCCGCUGUACGCAGAGGGUCCCUUAGUCAGCGAGCAGAUUUUAGGCAGAGCCACUCGCUUGUAUAGGAUAUUCACACGUGUUGUUUCUGCAGCGACGGGUCAGUUUAAGGCUUCCAGACAGGAAACAUAAAGGGAAACAAGUAGCAGACCAACAUGUCAACAGCUCAACUGUCAUUUAUCCCACGUAUAUUCUGCUCCCUGAAUGCAUCAUGAGUUUGUUUCUGUUUAGUAUUUAGUUGGAAUGAGUUUCUGUUUGAGAUUUUACUUCAGUUUUGUACCACAGAAGAGUGCUGAUGUGGAAAAAAGGUUUGUACACUUUGGUUUUCAAAGUGGAAAAUAUAAAUGUAUUUUUUUGCUAUUUUAAAUAAAAACUUUUCAGUUCAGCUUUUUAAACCCUGGAGUUUAAAUCCUUCAACACUGAUGGGAACAGGAAGAACACAGAGUUUAGACUAAAUGUCCAGAUCCAGUAUCAACUUAACACUUUGUGAUUAGUUUGUAAUGACUUCAUUUGAUUUUGAACUGAGAUAGA
Xiphias gladius (swordfish) is the source of this 5007-nucleotide messenger RNA. RefSeq names its product mediator complex subunit 15 (gene med15). The record is from RefSeq and is a predicted model, not a curated record. NCBI's taxonomy places the organism in Eukaryota, Metazoa, Chordata, Actinopteri, Istiophoriformes, Xiphiidae. Gene Ontology annotation, molecular function: transcription coregulator activity. Gene Ontology annotation, biological process: regulation of DNA-templated transcription. The transcript is spliced from 18 exons. Bases 199 to 2730 code for a protein of 843 amino acids.